AUGUUAUCUCUUUUUAUAAAAACGCAAAACGAAAUCCAAAGAGAGAGAAAGGGAUUGAGAAGGGACUCUCACAUGGAGGAACAGCGAGAAGCGAUCUCAGCCGCACAUCUAGGAUCACCGAAGUGGAUCCCGGCCGUCCGUAGCGACGGAGAUGGCAACCGUGAUGCGGAGAAGGAGGAGGUCGGCGACGACUCCGACUUCGCAUUCGUGCCUCGGGAUCCGAUAUCCGGCCAGGAGGUCACCGCCGAUGAUAUCUUCUCCAAUGGCCAGAUCCGCACAGCAUUUCCCCUCUUCGGGCGAGAGCUUGCGCCGGUGAUCCCGAUGCAGGGGCUGGCGAUCAAGGAUCGGGAUGAGCUCGUGGGGUCGGCGUCAUCGUCGGAGUGCGACGAGCUGGAGGGUGUUCCAGAGGCGAGCUAUUGCGUCUGGGCGCCGGAGCGGCAGGUGCGGAGCAAGUCGUAUGGCGAACCAGGGAGGUUGCGGCUUCGUGAUAUUGUUCAGGGCCGGAGCCGGAGUGAUGGGAAUAAGAAGUUCUUGUUUCUCGCGCCGCCUCCGCCGCCGCCGCCGGUGGUGGAGAAGGAGAAGGAGAAAUCUAAAGGAGGGAGUGAGAAGAAGGGGAAGGUGGGUAAGGUUACCGAAUUGGAUAUAGUCACCGCACAUAGGCUUUACUAUUCGAAGAAAGGCGGUGAGGGUAUGAAGGGCGGUAAGCGGUCAUUCUUACCUUACCGGCCGGAGUUUGUUGGGUUCUUUGGCAAUGCUGCAAAUAGAUCCCAUUUCUAGAAUUUUUAUAAAUAUAUAUAUAUAUAUAUAUUUAAUUAUGUUUUGCAUUGUAUUUGUUUAAUUAAUUAAUUAAUUAAUUAAUUUUAGCGUUAUUUAGUUGUUUGUGUACAUUGAUUGUGGUGUGAUGAGAGACGUGUAACAUGAUGAAGAGUUUUGAUUUGAUUUGAUUUGAUUUUGUUGGUGUAUUCUGACUAUUAGUUGUACAAAAAUGAGACAGAAUGGAUGAAGAAGUCAAUGGGUUGAUUUUGAACUUGAUUUGAUCUUAAAAUUCUUCAUGUUUUUUUUGGUAGGUAGGAUUAUAAUUUGAUCCGUAUGAGUUUCACACACUCGUGCAAUUUAUUUGGUUUGUUUUGCAUCUAACAAAACACUGCAUUUGUUCUCUCUCAUUUAAUUUUUUUUUAAAAAUCUUUUUAAGGUGUUUUUCACAUGUACAUAUUAAAUAUUUAAUCAGAUCCUUAAAUCAUGCUUUAUCAUGGUCAAUUUUAAAAUAAGAAAUUACUAUAAUACCCCAAAGCCUUUUGUUUAGUUAUAUUCCUAAAAUUCUUUAUUUUAGAAUUUUGUUAACCUCAGUUCAGUUGUAUGCAUGCAAUUAUAAAA
This is a messenger RNA of Dioscorea cayenensis subsp. rotundata (Guinea yam), 1374 nucleotides long. RefSeq lists its product as uncharacterized. The record is from RefSeq and is a predicted model, not a curated record. The transcript has a single exon. NCBI's taxonomy places the organism in Eukaryota, Viridiplantae, Streptophyta, Magnoliopsida, Dioscoreales, Dioscoreaceae. Bases 1 to 777 code for a protein of 258 amino acids.